AUGCAGCAUGCAGACGCAGAGCCCAAUCGCGACUAUGACUUAGAUGCUGCAAUAACUUCAACAUCGGGCUUGCGCCAGGGUCUUACAUCAUAUGGAGACGCGCACUUCUCCCUAUUUCUACGCAAAGUCUUCAUCAAAGCUCUCGGAUACUCCGAGGAUGCUCUCUCGCGGCCGAUUGUGGGGAUCAUCAAUACCUUUUCCGGUUUUAACCCAUGUCACGCCAAUGUGCCUCAGCUAAUUGAAGCAGCUAAGCGGGGUGUACAGCUGAAUGGCGGACUAGCGAUCGAGUUCCCAACUAUAAGCGUUCAUGAGUCGUUUUCCCACCCGACUAGCAUGUUCCUGCGCAAUCUCAUGAGUAUGGACACAGAGGAAAUGAUCAAGGCUCAACCAUUGGACGCGUGUAUCGUGAUUGGCGGCUGUGACAAAACCGUCCCCGCUCAGUUGAUGGGAGGAAUCUCGGCAAAUAAGCCUAUUCUUCCCUUGAUUACUGGACCCAUGCUACCAGGCAGCCACAGAGGUAAAAGAAUCGGCGCCUGUACUGAUUGUCGCAAUAACUGGGCUGCGUUCCGAGCAGGCGAGAUUGACAUGGAAGAGAUCUCAGCUAUCAACGAAGAGCUUGCCCCCGCUAUCGGAACAUGCGGGGUAAUGGGAACCGCUAGCACGAUGGCCUGUGUCACAGCCGGCUUAGGGAUGAUGCCGCUUCGCGGUGCAUCUGCGCCAGCCGUGUCAUCUGCGCGGCUUCGAAUUGCUGAAGAAACGGGUGCAAAUGCCGUGGCGGUGGCUAAGGCUUCCCGGAAACCCCAGGACAUCCUGACUAAAGAAUCAUUCUUUAAUGCCAUCACGGUACUUCAAGCUAUCGGUGGAUCUACCAAUGCCGUGGUGCAUCUGCUUGCCAUCGCCAACAGACACCCUGACCUUCAAGGGGUGAUCACUCUGCAAACGUUCGAAGAAAUCGGACAGAAGACCCCGUUGCUGAUCGACCUCAAGCCGAGCGGUGAUAAUUAUAUGAAUGAUUUCCAUAAUGCAGGUGGAAUGCCCGCUUUGCUACAUACCCUUCGACCGCUGCUCCACCUCUCUGCAAGGACAAUCUCCGGACAGACUCUGGGUGAAGUGCUCGAUGCGGCACAUUAUAAACGAGUUUCUUUCCCACAGUCAAUCAUUAGGCCUCUUGCAGAUCCUUUGUACGCCGCUGCUUCUUUAGUCGUGCUCCGAGGAAACCUUGCGCCGGACGGGGCGGUAAUGAAAGCGUCCGCAUCAAAGGAUCGCAAUCUACUAUCUCAUGCAGGGUUGGCUGUAGUAUUUGAAAAUUCAGCAGAUCUAGCCCAGCGAAUUGAUGAUCCAGAGCUUCCCGUCACCAAAGACAGCGUGUUGGUCCUCAAGGGCAUUGGCCCAAUCGGAAACCCGGGAAUGCCCGAAGCGGGCUUGAUUCCCAUUCCCAAGAAGCUCGCUGCUGCGGGAGUCAAGGAUAUGUUGCGCCUGUCAGACGGUCGGAUGUCGGGCACUGCAGGAGGGACCAUAGUGUUGCAUAUCUCGCCAGAGUCGGCUGUCCCCGGGUCACCAUUCGGCGCCGUGGAGACUGGAGACACAAUAAUAUGCGAUGUGGAGAAGCGUACGCUCCAUCUUGACAUCCCAGAUUCAGUGUUACAAUCGCGAAUUCAGCAGCGAACGCAGACUUUAGCAGGCGAUGGAGUUGUCCAGGCUCGGAAGCAAAAGCGAGGGUAUAGAGGAUUGUACGAACGUUCGGUUAACCAGGCUCACGAGGGAACUGACUUCGAUUUCCUCACAGCCGGAGGACCCCGCCAGUUUGGGUUAAAUCAGGUGCGCGACGCGUCGCGUCUUCCGUCGAUCAUUUGGGAUCUCUUGGAUCCGAGGGGUCUGGCAAUCCGUUCUGAGCGUCUCGCCAUAACAACAAAUUCAGCUGCGAGACCCGAGCUGGGAAUCCACACGAUGAGCGCUGACAUCGCUCGCCCUCGUGGGCGGCCAGCCCAUACCCCGGGAACAACGGUGCUGGCAUACACACCCAAUGGCAAGCAGAUUAUUACCGGUGGAUCAAACUCGGCAAUUCGGGUCUAUACAAGCGGUGAAGAUGGCGAACCAAAAACAAUUGACGAAGGCGUGGACGGGCAUUUUGGAAUCGGGGCCACGGAUGAAACCUUUAUCAUGGGCGCUGAAGAUGGAACUGUAUGGCAGUAUGAGACUGCAUCAGGCCGCAUGAAGAACCUCUUGGUGCGGUGCGCGCUGCCAGUACGAGACAUCGCGAUAUCCAAAGACACCGCAUGGGUCGCGGUCGCAAGCGAUGAGCUCACCGUCAAAGUCGUCAAGGUCAAGGAUAUGACCCAGGUGAAGUACCUGCGAGAACAAGCCAAAGGCACCAAACAUGUCACUUUCCAUCCUCAAGGCCGAUACAUCGCUGUCUCCGGAACAGACGGUAUUUUGUAUGUUUAUUCGUUAGAUGGCGACGAACCCGAGCUCUCCCGGAAACUCGACGGAGCUAUUCGACGCCUUGAGCCCGAUGCUGAGGCUACCUCCCGAGCUGUUUGGCAUCCGGACGGUACUGCAUUCGUGGUUGCAACCGCGACUAGGGACAUCUCGCUGUACUCCAUUUCAUCAUGGAAUCAAGAGAAGACGUUCAGUGGAGGACACACUGGCGAUAUCACGGCCUUGGCUUGGUCCCCCAAUGGAGCAGUGUUGGCAUCAGCGGGCCUCGACGGCCGAAUUGUGCUCUGGGACUCCCGGACUCAGAGUAUCCUGCAAACUCACGAAUAUGGCAACGUCCUCAACCUAGCGUGGCAUCCGCACCAAAACACACUUUCCUUCACCACUUCAGAUGGCGAGCUGUUCAUCUACGAUAAUGCCCUUCCCCGUGCUCAUGAGGCAUUGCUAGCAAAGCAACUGCAAGCCGCCCCGAUUGGCCCUGGCCCCUUAGCGGAAGUGUCGAGCAAUGUCCAGCGGACAUUGGCAGACCGUUCUAGGGACGCGGUCAAACAGGCCGCUCGCGCAGGCACCCCCGAUUCACUCGAUGAUAUUCUGGGCCAGGAUGAGGAGAUGGCAGAUUUCGUGGACGAUGAUGACGGCGCCGGAUACGCAGAGGGGCUCAACUCAUAUGGCAAGCGGCCAAAUGGCCAUCUCGAUGACCUGGAGGGCCCGGAUAGUAAGCGAAUCUACUCAGGCUUUUUACAACCGAAGGCCCAUCCACCUAUCCAGCCUGGCAGCACGCCAUGGGCAGGAAGUCGGCGAUAUCUUUGCUUAAACUUGAUUGCCGCAGUCUGGACUGUGGACCAAGAGACUCACCAUACAGUGACUGUUGAGUUUUACGAUCGAGAACUUCAUCGAGACUUUCACUUCACUGACCCGUACCAAUACGACAAGGCUUGCAUUAAUGAGAAUGGAACUCUCUUCUCGAACAGUCCCGCUGAUGGCCCGGCCACUAUCUUCUAUCGGCCUCACGAGACGUGGACUACUCGAGCGGAUUGGCGAACUCAACUACCCGACGGAGAGGGCGUGCGAGCUCUGGCGCUGAGCGAUUCCUACAUCGUUGCGGUUACCACCAAAGAUUAUGUACGCGUGUACACCCUUUUCGGAACCCCCUACCGAGUAUAUCGGCAAAAGAGCGAAGCCGUGACCUGUGCCGCAUGGCGAGACUACAUCAUGACCAUUGGCAAUGGCCCGGUUGGAAGCGAUGGUCGACACGCCACACUGCGGUACACCGUGGAGAAUGUCAAAAGAGAUGAGAUUUGCCAAAACGAGGAUGUGGUGGCUCUCCCGACAGGUGCCCAACUGCAGAGUGUGUUCUUCUCUGACUCUGGGGACCCAUGCAUCUAUGACUCCACCGGCGUCUUACUUGUUCUCCAGCACUGGCGCAUCCAGGGACAAGCCAGAUGGGUGCCUCUCUUGGAUACAAAGCAGCUGGCUCGAUUAGCGAAAGGCCGCAAGGAAGAGUCUUACUGGCCUGUUGCAGUCGCCCAUGAUAGAUUCCACUGUAUUAUUCUGAAGGGUGGCGACAAAAACCCUUAUUUCCCACGCCCGCUGCUCAGUGAGUUCGAGUUCCAGGUGCCUAUCUCCAGCCACGCUGUUAGAGGGACGGACGAGGCGGACGAAGCACCGGCAGAGCGCAACGAAGGUGCUCGUUUUGAGGAGGCCUUUGUACGCGGUAACAUCCUCCUUUCGCUUUUCCGAGAUCUUCUCGCUUCGACCAAUGCCACGGCCAGUCAACGUUCGGAGCUGGCGCGCAAGGAGCUGGAACUUGAUAAGACUCUGCUACAGAUGCUGGCCGUCGAAUGCAGAGAGGGCGAGGACCGUGGUAUGAAAGCACUAGAGCUUGUCGGCAUGAUGAGUGACCGCAAUGGCAAAAUGCUUGAAGCAGCAGCCAAGGUGGCUCAGCGUUACGACCGUGGGGUGUUGGAGGACAAGAUCCGCGAUCUCGCGGAGCGUCGAGUGAUGGGACUGGGUGAUGAUGACGAAUUGGCCUGA
Molecule: messenger RNA, 4470 nt
Organism: Penicillium chermesinum
Lineage: Eukaryota; Fungi; Ascomycota; Eurotiomycetes; Eurotiales; Aspergillaceae
Product: Dihydroxy-acid/6-phosphogluconate dehydratase
Exons: 11
Coding region: 1-4470 (1489 amino acids)
Molecular function (GO): protein binding; hydro-lyase activity
Source: RefSeq, a predicted model, not a curated record